Messenger RNA from Ipomoea nil (Japanese morning glory), 2977 nucleotides. Its product is annotated as hornerin-like. Lineage: Eukaryota; Viridiplantae; Streptophyta; Magnoliopsida; Solanales; Convolvulaceae. The annotation marks the transcript as partial. The transcript has a single exon. The record is from RefSeq and is a predicted model, not a curated record.
GAGGAGCGACACCGGCCACCAGGAGGAAGAGGGGAGCCGAGAGGGCAAAGGAGCCAGCAGCGGAAGGCGGAGGGAGGAAACAGGAAACAGGAAAGGCCGAACGGCACCGGGGAGAAAGGACCGACCGAAGACAGAGAAGGGAGAAGGCGGGGGAAACGCGGGGGAGGGAAAGCAAGAGGCGGAGCGGACAAAAAGGAGGAGAGGGCGACAGCGGGGAAGGGGGAGGCAGGAGCGGGGGGCGAAAAAGAAAGAGAGAAAGAGGGGCGAAGGGGAGGCCCGAGGAAGCGGGGGGGCAAGGGAGGGAAGAGAGGCGCCGAACCGGGCGGCCGAAAGCGGGGGGCAGGAGCGGGAAAGAAAAGGGCAGGGAACGGGGCAAGGAAAAAGGCAGGGGAGGAGGACGACCAAACGAGAAGAGGGGGCGGAAACAGGGAGACAGACAGGAAGAAGAGACAAAAACGGGGCGCGGGGCGGACAGGGAGGGAACGGAGAAAGGCGGGGGGAAGGAGGAGGCAGAGAGAGGACACCCGGGAGGAGGCCGGGAGGCGGCACGGGAAGCGGAGGCAAAAAGCAAAGAGAGGAAAAGGGACAAGGCCAAAAAAGGGGGCAGCAAGAGGGAACAACACGGGGGCCACCCCGCAAAGGCGGGAGGAACAGCCGCCGCCAAGAGAGGAGGCACGAGACAAAGGGAAGGAAAAGGGAAGGGAGGCAGGAAGGCCGCAACAGGAGAGAGAAGGGAGGGGGAGAGAGGGAAGGGAGAGGCCACAGAGCGCGGGAGGGCCCGAACAAGAGGGGAGGGAAGAGAACAACACAAGCGGAAAAGGGGACGGCGGGGCGGGAAGAGAAAGCGGAGGAGGAGGGGGGGACCAGGGGGAAACCCCAAGGAACAGGGGGAGAGAGAACCAGCCAGACCGGGAGAGGCGGAGGCGAAAGAGGGAGAGGGAGGCGAGGCAGAGGGGGGGGAAGGAGGGGGAAGGGGCACCCGGGAAAGAAGAGAGGCGCAAAGAGAAAAGAGAGGGGGCGAAAGGGGCAAGGAGAGAGAAGGGGGGCGAGGGGAAGAGAGGCGAGAAGGGGCACAAAGGGGGCGAGGGCAACGAGGGGGAAAGGGCGGCAGGGACCGGGGCGGAAGCAGCAAAGCCGGAGGGGGGCAAGGGGGAACGGAGGGAGGAGAAGCGAGAGGAACCAAACAGGCGCGGAGGCCGGGAGCGAGGAACAGGGACGCGGAGGAAAGCGGGGGGAGAAGAGCCCAAGGCAGGCGGCGCAGAGCGGGGGAGGGAGACCAGGGCAAGGGGACAGAAAAAGAAGGGAGGAGGGAAGGAGGAACACGGAGGGGGGCACAGGAAGGGAGGGACAGAGGGCGGGCCGCGGGGGGAGCCGAAACAAGGAGAAGAAAGGCAAGGGACAGGGAGGCAAGCGCGCAAACCAGCCGCAAAGGAAGAAAGCAAAGAGAGAAAAGGGGAACCGCCAGGGGGGGAAGGGCAAGCACCACGCCAAGCGCGAACGGGGGGAGCCAAACAAAGGGACCACAAGCAGGGAGACAGGGGAAAGGACCAGCCAAGGGGGCAAAGGGCAACCGCGCGGGGGAACGAAAAGGAGAGGAAGCAAGAGAAAGAAGGGGAGGAACGAGGGACGCACGGGGAGGGCAAAAGCAGGCAGGAAAAGGCGCGAGAGGGGGGGGGGGCGAGGAAGGAGCGACGGGCGAGAGGGGGAGAAAGGGGGGCGCCAGACAGCCGAGAGGCCGGAAGGGGGAGGGGACGAAAACGGGAGGGGAGAGAGAGAAGGAAGCACGGGGAAGGGAGAAGGCACAGGGGAAAACGGCGGAGGGGAAAGACGACGGGCGCAAGGGGGGGGGCAAAGGCAAGGGGAGGGCACGGGGGCGGGGAGGGAGCAAGGAGGGAAGGGGAGGCACAGAAGGGACAAGGGGAGGGGCCAAAGAGGAGGGGGGCAGGGAGAGGGGCAGGGGCCAAAGAAGAAAAAAGAGGGAGAAGCGGAGGGGCAGAAGGGGGCGACGGACCACCACAAGGCAGCGAAAGCAGGACGGGAGAGGGGCAGGGAGGGGGGGGGGGAGCCGGAAGCGCGAGGCGGAAAAGGGGGGGCGGGGGACAAGGCAAACAAGAGGCGAAAGGAAGAGGGCGCAGGGGGGGGAGGACCAGCCAGAAGGGGGAAAGGCCCGGAGGGGGCAGGAGACGGAAGGGCCGGACGGGGGAGGGGAGGAGGAGGAGGGGAGCGACGCGGGGCAAGCAGCCCAAGAAAAAGGGCCAGGAGCGGGAGAAAACAGAAAGGGAGCGGGCGACGGGGGCGGGCACGGAAGAGGGGGAGGCGAGGACGAAGCCGGGGCAAGAAGGGGAGAGAAGAGGAACCAGGACACAGGGAAGCCAGAAAGGGGAAAGAGGGGGCGCAGCACAAGGCCCAGAACGACACCGGAAAACAGCAGGGGGGGAAGAAACAACAAAGACCAAGAAGAAGGCCAGGCGAGAGAGGAAGAGGAGAGGGGCCAGGGCAAGGGAGAGCAGGGAGCGAAGACAAGGCGGACAAGAGGCGAGGGCGAAGCAGGGGCAAGAAGGGGAGGAGGAGGCGGCCCAACAGAGGAAGAGCCAGGAAGAAGACGAAGGGGGCAAGCACAAGGCCAAGGCCAACAAGGAAGGCAACGCGGCAGGGGGAGGGGCAAAGAGGGGGAAAGCCAAGGCAAGCCAGGGGCAAAAGAGGAAGAAGAACGCAAGGCGGGGGAGAAGGGGGAAGGGCGGGGGGGGGGAGGAAAGGAGGCCCAAAGCAGCCCGAGGAGGGGGCAGCAGGAAGGGAAAGGGGGGGCAGAAAGAGAAAACACGAGGGGAGGGAGAAAGGAGGCCGGAAAGCCGGGGCGAAAGAAAACGCGAGGGACGGGGGCGAGAGGAGGGGAGGACGCGGGGCCAGGGAGGGAGAGGACAAGGCGGCCCGAGACCGAGAAAGAGGGCACAGCCAGAGCAGGGGAAGAGGCGGGAAG